AUGUCAACACUCGGCGUUCGACAACCGGAAUCGUCUGCACCCUACUCGGCGCGCCCAUCUACUGCGGAGUACAACGCGCUGACGGAGGCAGCCAAGCAGUCAGUCUAUCUUCGCGACAUCUGCGACGACCUCGGCCUCACAUCGAGCAGACCGACGAUCGUCUACAACGACAACCAGGCGGCGCUCAAGAUCGCCAACUCCAACCCCGGCGAGCACCACCCACGAUCGAAGCACUACGCAGUCAAGCUCGCGUAUCUUCGAGAGUUGAUCGCCAACGGACACGUCGAGCUACGCCACCACCCCUCUCGAGACAUGCCCGCCGACGCGCUCACCAAAGCCUCCGGACGAACGCGCGUCAUCGAGCAGCUGAAGCUACUCGGCAUGUUCGAUUCCCCGGUUUCGAUCAAGGGGCGUGUUGAGGAGCGCACGUGA
Molecule: messenger RNA, 432 nt
Organism: Acanthamoeba castellanii str. Neff
Lineage: Eukaryota; Discosea; Longamoebia; Acanthamoebidae
Product: polyprotein
Exons: 2
Coding region: 1-432 (143 amino acids)
Source: RefSeq, a predicted model, not a curated record